GGUACCUCCACGUGCCCUAAAUACCCAACUCUCGGGUCUUCGUCGAUGGAAGCGACGACCGCGACCGAGCGGGAGUUUAGUGGCCGCGCCGCUGUGUUGGUGCUCUGCAUGAAGAACGCGUUCGUGAAGGAGGUAAACUGUGGCGCUGUUGGAGCUCCAAACACCAGUUUACAGCCAGGCAUUGUGACUUCAUCAGAGCGGCAUCACAGUGUUAUUGGUGAAUGGAGAGAAAACGCACCAAGUUCCCUGUUGAGCCCUGAUUGCACUAAAUUUGAUCCUUGUAGAAGGUCUUCUGUUUAUAGAAUAUCAUCCCUAAAAACUAUCCUUCCUUGAUUGUUCCACCAGUGACCGUGUAUAUUUGUGCUAAUUUCAAAAAUUGUGGUAUCUUUCAAGAACACUUCCGCAAAAGACAAUUGAAAAAAAAGAGUUCUUUUUUCCUGUACAAUGACGUUUUAAUAGUUUCUCCGGGUUUUUGAUAUAAACCUCACUUAUAGGCUUAUCAAAAGGAUUCUAAUCUUGAUUUUAGUGACUUAAUUCUGUUCAGCAGCAGAGUUGAGAGAAAUUUAAAUUGGACAUCCGUUGAAAGUUCGAUCUCCGCAAGAUGGUCUACUAUACGGCUCUUCCAUUGAUAAUGCAGACAGAAGCUUCAGCUUCUCAGCUGUGUGCCUGUCCUUCGGACACCACGGAUGCUGGUCGUUCGUCAACGUCCUCCACCUCACCCAGUCAGUAUCACCAGCUUAGUGUCCCCUCCACCUCAGCCAUGCACACAGGGCCUGAGAUACUUCACACCUACACUCCCACCACAACAUACCACGUGGUGAGUCCCAGUAUCACCCAAAAGCCCCUCCAGGGACCUCCGGCACAGCCCAUGACCCUCCAGCCACCGCCACAGAAGCCCCAGUUCAAGUGCGAACAGUGCAACAUGUGCUUUGGCAGCAAAAGCGCCCACACAAGUCACAUUAAAUCGCACACGAAGCAAUUUAUGUCACAGCAAACGUUGCAGCAACCAAUUGCUGCAACUAGCGAGAGUAGUAUGCAACAAUCUGUGUUGUCAGUGCCCACAGUGAAUCCCUCGGAUCCUUAUCAGUGCGAUGUGUGCAAGAAGACAUUCUCAGUUCCAGCCCGAUUGGUCCGUCACUAUCGAACCCAUACGGGAGAACGUCCGUUUGAAUGUGAAUUCUGUCACAAGAUGUUUAGCGUCAAGGAGAAUCUUCAGGUACAUAGACGCAUCCAUACCAAAGAGCGCCCUUACAAAUGCGACGUGUGUGGGAGGGCUUUUGAACACAGCGGAAAACUCCACCGUCACAUGCGAAUUCACACCGGAGAACGUCCCCAUAAAUGCUCCGUUUGCGCCAAAACUUUUAUUCAGUCUGGACAACUUGUAAUUCACAUGAGGACACAUACAGGUGAAAAACCGUACAAGUGCCCUGUUGAAGGAUGCGGUAAGGGAUUCACAUGUUCGAAGCAACUGAAAGUUCACUCGAGAACGCACACAGGAGAAAAGCCCUAUCAUUGUGACAUUUGCUUCCGUGAUUUUGGGUACAAUCACGUCCUGAAACUCCACCGAGUCCAGCAUUAUGGUUCCAAAUGCUACAAAUGCACCAUUUGCGAUGAAACCUUCAAGAAUAAGAAGGAAAUGGAAGCACACAUCAAGGGACAUGCCAAUGAGAUUCCAGACGAUGAGGAUGUCAAAUUGGUGCCUGAGACACCAGAAUCUCAGCCAAUUGAUGAGAGCAUGGCUUCUCCUAUUCGUGAAUUAGAACCCCCCAUACCAGAAACGCAUCCCAUGCAGCUGGACACUCCGCGAGAAUCUAGCUCAGAGACCAAUUCAGAUGGUGAUGAUGUCACCUACUACAACAUGUACUCGCGCUUCGAGCAGAGUGUCGUGACCAACUAUGGCGUCUCGGCGUCUGGUGUCAAUCCUGCCCUUCUGGCGGCUGCCUCCAUUGCGGCGGCAGCCACAGCAGCUGGUUUCGAGGACCAACCCCACAAGGGGCCCCCGGCAAUCACAACGGCCCCUCAGCCGCUGCCACCUACUUCCACGCCCGUGCCACAGAGUCUGGCCACCUCAGCAGCCUUUUACGAACCUCCCGCUUCCGUCAUGCGGCAGCACAGUUACUUCACACCCGCACCAACAGCUAGCGAUUUCAGAUCGUCUUUGGACUCUGCCAGUGAUCUCGUGAAGCGAGUAGAAGCUGCUCUGGCUGGUACAGAGCCCCUCUUGACGCCACCCCGAUCGUCCCCAGAGUCUCCGGAAAGGGCAUCGUCCCCAGAAAGUGACUCUGUCCUUCUGAUGGCCGAUCGGGACGUCAUGAGUCUGCCACUGCGGAAACGCAAACUCUACCUCAAAGAUGAACCAGGGACGUCAACAAGCGCCCCCAACAUCGCAGAAUCCUCGUCGCCCGUCAUGCGAAUGAGUUCAGUCAUUCAGUUUGCUAAAGCCUCGUAAGAACAUCUAUCAUUUUAUCAAAGUCAUUGAGAAGAAUGCUUCAGGAAGCGCAACAUUAAAAAAAAUGCAUAAGAUGAAUAAUUUUAUGAAAAGGGACUAUUCUAAUUAUACAUUUAAAAAAAAAACACACACACACAACUACCCAUUAAUUGUAGAUUUUAGCAUUUUUCAUAUUAUAAACUAUUUAAAAAAAAAGAAUGAUGAAAACAACAUAUUGCAGUAAUUCUAAGAUCAUUCUAUGAAAGAAUAAAGUAAUUUAAAGGAUUUUAUUCUAAGCCUGCGAUUUUAUAUUUAGAAACAAAAA
Molecule: messenger RNA, 2753 nt
Organism: Phlebotomus papatasi
Lineage: Eukaryota; Metazoa; Arthropoda; Insecta; Diptera; Psychodidae
Product: Krueppel homolog 1-like
Exons: 5
Coding region: 602-2449 (615 amino acids)
Source: RefSeq, a predicted model, not a curated record